Molecule: messenger RNA, 393 nt
Organism: Necator americanus (New World hookworm)
Lineage: Eukaryota; Metazoa; Nematoda; Chromadorea; Rhabditida; Ancylostomatidae
Exons: 1
Coding region: 1-393 (130 amino acids)
Source: RefSeq, a predicted model, not a curated record
AUGAUGGGAGGCGCAUGGGAAAUACUAGUAGGAUCAGUAAAAAAGGCUCUAUACAAGUCAAUAGGACGAAGGAAGUUAAGCACCCCUGAGAUGUUUACGGUGCUGACAAGAAUUGAAGCAAUUCUCAACACCAGACCGCUUACAAAAUGUGAUACUGAUGACAUCACAAAACUCUCGCUUGGCCACAUUGAUUUCUUGCAAGGAAACAUCAAGUGUUCUAUCCCAAAUGAAAGUGCAUGGCAUGAUCAAACAGAUUCAGAAUAUGAUCCAACGCUUAUACGAACCGAAAAACGAGCGCUGGAGCAAUUCGUUUUUCCGAAACGAUUGCAGAGAAGUUUUGGAAAUCUUGGAAGUCUCAAUACUCGAUCUAUCUUCGAGAAAAUGAGAAAAUGA